CUGCGGGGGAAAGACGCGGAAUGGGGAUUGCCGGGGCUAAGCGGAGACGGAUUUGGUUCCGCGGAGAGGCGCGCAACCCCGCGAUUUCUCCAUCUCAUUAAGAAUUCACACAUACUUCAACUUCUCUCCACAUUGUCCUUUUUCUUUUCUUCCUCCAUUUUCUAUUUUCGCAUCGUCCUCCUCCAUCACACCCACUAUGGCUUCCUGGCUACAGAUCCCCAAAAACUCGCCCUUUUCGUUGGCCAACAUCCCGUUCGGAAUUAUCUCCACUGCCAAAGCGGCCUCGCGCGUCCCGGCCAUUGCCAUCGGCGACUAUGCCUUGAACCUGAAUGCCUUUGCCUCGUCCGGCGGCUUCGCUCAGCUCCCCUCUUUCGAACAGUACCUCAAUGUCUUCAGCCAGCCCACUCUCAACGCCUUCGCAGCAUUGGGACGGCCAGUGCACCGCCAAGUGCGCGAGUACAUUCAGGCUGUCUUCCGCGCCGAUACGCCCUACCCGCAGAUCCUCAAAGAGAACGUCUCCCUGCAGGAAGAGGCCCUCCUGCCUCUGUCCGAAGUGACCAACCAUGUCCCCAUGCAAAUCGGCGACUACACGGACUUCUACGCGGGUCUGAACCACGCCCACACCAUGGGCGUCCUCCUGCGGGGCGCCGACAACGCGCUGCAGCCCAACUACAAGCACCUGCCCGUCGCCUACCACGGGCGCGCAUCCUCGAUCGUGCCAUCCGGCACGCCGAUCCACCGCCCGCACGGCCAGAUCCUCAGCGAUCCGACCGCGGUGCCCAAGGUGCCAACCUUCACGACCUGCAAGCGGCUGGACAUUGAGCUCGAGAUCGCGGCGUUCGUCAGCACGCCGAACGAGAUGGGCCAGCCCGUCUCGAUCAAGGAGGCCGAGGACCACAUCUUCGGGCUGGUGCUGAUGAACGACUGGUCGGCGCGGGACAUCCAGGCGUGGGAGUACGUGCCGCUGGGCCCGUUCAACGCGAAGAACUGGGCGACGACGAUCUCGCCGUGGGUGGUGCUGCUGGACGCGCUGGAGCCGUUCCGCACGGCAGUGCUGGAGCCGGAGAACAACGACAAGCUGCUGCCCUAUCUGCGCGAGAAGCGCACCGACAGCGUCUUCGACAUCCCGCUCGAGUUCGAGAUCACCAAUGAGGGCGGCCAGCCCACGAUGAUCUCGCGCAGUAAUGCCCGAAACCUGAUCUUCUCGUUUCCGCAGAUGCUGGCGCACCACACGAUCACGGGCUGCAACUUGCGCACGGGCGACCUGCUGGGCAGCGGCACGAUUUCAGGCAAGGAGAAGGGCCAGGAGGGCAGUUUGAUCGAGCAGACGAAGGGCAAGACGCCGAUCCAGUUGGCUGACGGCUCGGACCGGAUUUUCCUGGAGGAUGGCGAUACGGUAGUCUUGCGGGGGAAGGCGGGGACGGAGGGGAGUUAUGUGGGAUUCGGGGACUGUACGGCCAAGAUUUUGCCGGCUGUACAGUUGAAUUUGGACUGAAUACUUAGUAGUAGUACUAGUACUAGUACCUCGCUGGCUGUUGUAUAUUGUUCCAAUGAAUACAAAUAAUGCCUACGCUGCACAAAACCACCACUUCGAAACAUAAACAAACCCCAAAGAAACACUCGUACCUGCCACCACUACUACUUACUCAACCCUAAGUUCGACCGGGGUAUCUCCCUGCCUCCC
This is a messenger RNA of Aspergillus saccharolyticus JOP 1030-1, 1684 nucleotides long. RefSeq names its product fumarylacetoacetate hydrolase FahA (gene fahA). Bases 197 to 1495 code for a protein of 432 amino acids. Lineage: Eukaryota; Fungi; Ascomycota; Eurotiomycetes; Eurotiales; Aspergillaceae. The transcript has a single exon. Gene Ontology annotation, molecular function: fumarylacetoacetase activity. The record is from RefSeq and is a predicted model, not a curated record. Gene Ontology annotation, biological process: L-phenylalanine catabolic process; homogentisate catabolic process; L-tyrosine catabolic process.